This is a messenger RNA of Anguilla rostrata (American eel), 1978 nucleotides long. RefSeq names its product MAPK/MAK/MRK overlapping kinase-like. Gene Ontology annotation, molecular function: protein serine/threonine kinase activity; ATP binding. Gene Ontology annotation, biological process: intracellular signal transduction; protein phosphorylation. Gene Ontology annotation, cellular component: cytoplasm; nucleus. NCBI's taxonomy places the organism in Eukaryota, Metazoa, Chordata, Actinopteri, Anguilliformes, Anguillidae. The coding region runs from base 156 to 1517 and encodes 453 amino acids. The transcript is spliced from 12 exons. The record is from RefSeq and is a predicted model, not a curated record.
ACACAUUUAACAAAACAUAGCCUAAAGAGGCCUAUAUCGAAAAAACAACUAAUUAAAUUGAUACGCAAAGCCCGCGGUGGGUAUUGGCAUGAAAGCCAAUAAAUCUCAAUUAAGCUACAAGCUGUAAGACAGAAAACCGAAAUGACAACUUUAUAAUGGAAAGCGUAGCGGAUAUCAUUAAAUAUGGACAGGUAGGCCUACACGAAAAUCGCAGGCACAAUCGAAAUAGAUCUGGACAUGGUCUCAGCAACACUCUCAGAGCCAGAGAUUACAAAAUAAUCAAGAAAAUCGGAGAAGGGACGUUUUCCGAGGUGGUGAAAACUCAAAGCUUGAAAGAUGGGAAAUACUAUGCAUGUAAAACGAUGAAGCAGCCAAUAGACAGCUUGGAGCAGGCGAACAACAUGCGGGAGGUGCAGGCUAUGAAGAGGCUCAGCCCCCAUCCCAAUAUCAUUCAGUUGCACGAAAUUGUUUUCGAUGAAGAAACAGGAUCUCUGUCUUUGAUAUGUGAACUGAUGGAAAUGAACAUCUAUGAGUUAAUACGUGGGAGACAGUAUCCUUUACCAGAGAGUAAAGUCAAGCACUACAUGUACCAGCUGUGCAAGUCACUGGAUCACAUGCAUAGCAAUGGGAUCUUCCACCGAGACGUCAAGCCAGAAAACAUUCUGAUUAGGCAGGACGUCCUGAAGCUGGCGGACUUUGGCUCCUGCAGGAGCAUGUACUCCAAGCCCCCCCACACGGAGUACAUCUCCACCCGCUGGUACCGCGCGCCCGAGUGCCUGCUCACCGACGGGUACUACUCGCACAAGAUGGACAUGUGGAGCGCGGGGUGCGUCUUCUAUGAGAUCAUCAGCCUCAAUCCUCUGUUCCCAGGCUCCAACGAGCUGGAUCAAGUGUCCAAAAUCCACGACAUUCUGGGCACACCGGAACCCAGUCUCCUUCAGAAAUUUAAGCAGUCACGGGCGAUGCGUUUCGACUUCCCUCCCCGGAAGGGCUGUGGCAUCUCCCAGCUGAUCCCGCACUGCUCGUCCGUGAAUCUGUCGCUGCUCUACCAGAUGCUGGAGUACGACCCGGAGCAGCGCAUCGGCGCUAAGUCGGCGCUGCAGCACCCCUGCUUCCGAGAGCUGAGGUUGAUGGAGAAGAGAGUUUCAACUCUGCGGAGGACCGUAGAGGGGUCACAGACAACUGGGACUCCCAACUCUGUGGACCACCUGUGGCGCAUUGCAAGGCAGGGCCGAAGACAGCACGCUAAGCACGUCGCAGAGCCCCUUAUCAGACGCAACGCCCCCCUAUAUCCGGGUGAAUUGCCGAAGCUGAACAUGGUGCUCCCUCCGGCCAAACUCUCCUCAUACCCAAUCACCUCCCUCCCAGCUCUCACCAUCAGUCACCACGGAUCCCUCCCCACCAUCCCGCCCAAGAAAUGCCACUCGCAGCUGCCCAAGCCCAGAGAUGAGGCCCAUCGUCAGGGUUUCAAGGGCUACCACAUACCCCCCCUCCAGAGGAAGCGCGGGGGCUACUGAGCACCAGAGGAAGAGCACCGCCCCACACCUCUGGGGGAACUUACUACAAUCGCUGUCCCUAGCUGUGCAUUCUGACCAGUAACAUGAAUAAAAACAUUUUACAGCGUGACUAACCCUGGACCCUCCCCCUUAAAAGACUUUCAGAAGCAGUACCGGAGGAGAACUGCACCGGCAGGAGAGCACGCUUAAGUAAGUUUUCAGGGAGAAGUUUGUAGAUGCCCCAUGAACCACACAGGCAGUAAUUUCUAAUAGCAGAUCACAAAACGACCCCAAACCUAAUUAUGCCACCCAUAGGAUAGUCACUGGAACCUUGAACCUUGAACUGGAAUGAGCCUCAAGCAAUUAUGUUAACUUUUAAUCCAGCCAUGAGUCCAGUUGUUUUUAUACAACUAAUGUCUCUUAUUUGAGGUUUAAAAAGCAGGACUGUUUAAUUUAAAAUAAAUAAAGUUGUUAACCCAGAA